UUUACAAGGUACUUAGUUUUUCUGGCUUUUCAAAGGACAUUGUCUCUCAUCUUUUGAAAUUAUGUUUUCAGCUUCAUUUUUCAUUUGCCUAAUCUGUCUGCUAACUUAUUCAUCAGCAUGCUAUAUUCAGAAUUGUCCCAUAGGAGGUAAACGAUCUGUCCAGGACACAGAUCUCAGGAAGUGCCUUGCCUGUGGCCCCGGAAAUGCAGGGCAGUGUUUUGGACCAAAUAUUUGCUGUGGAGAGAAGUUGGGCUGUUUCUUUGGUACUACAGAAACUUUGAAAUGUCAGAAGGAAAUUUACUGGCCUUCUCCUUGCCAGUCUGGAGGAAAACGUUGUGGUUCUGAAGGUGGUAGUUGCGCAGCCCCUGGAAUUUGCUGCAGCGAUGAAAGCUGUACUGUGGAUUCUACAUGUGACCAAGGAGGCAUGUUUGCCUGAAUCCGUUUACUAUCAGAGACCAAUCAGCAUACUUCUGUAUCUGGAAUGUGCCACGGUAUAAAUGCAAGCUAAAAAAAACUCUACCAACA
Messenger RNA from Protopterus annectens (West African lungfish), 525 nucleotides. Its product is annotated as neurophysin 1-like. The coding region runs from base 62 to 436 and encodes 124 amino acids. The transcript has 3 exons. Lineage: Eukaryota; Metazoa; Chordata; Ceratodontiformes; Protopteridae. Gene Ontology annotation, molecular function: neurohypophyseal hormone activity. Gene Ontology annotation, cellular component: secretory granule; extracellular region. The record is from RefSeq and is a predicted model, not a curated record.